CAUCUGUUAACAACCAGCUCGAAACAUAAAAGCUUUCCUCUACCCAAAUCUUUCAUCAAGCAAAAAGGCACUCUCUCAAAGUACUUGAUCUCCUUUUUAUUUCCAUACAAUAGUAUUGCUAUAUAACUACGUACGGCUGCUUCUCUUUCGGCUUUGGGCUGGAAGCAAUAUACAUAAGAGAUUAAGAGCUAUAUAGCUAGCUAGCAAGCUGAAAAUGCCCAAGAAGAAGAGUGAUAUUGCUCGCAGAGCAUGGAACAUCUUGCGUUUGGCAUUGUUAUGGGCACGAAGGGGCGGUGUGUUCAAACGCCGUCUCAUGAUAGAACUGCGCCUUCUGCCCAAAUAUAUUCGGAGCAUUGGUCAGAGUGCUCGCCACGAUCAAAUACAUUAUGGAGAGCGCGAGCUCUCCUUCGACAAGACCCCCAUUUUCCAUGUCAAAAUGCACCGCCCGGCCUCCAUGCGGUUCCACCUGCCUAACAUUCCGUGCAUUACCCCACAAGUUGAUUUCGAUUAUGAUUUUGAUGGUGAUAUUGAUGAUGAUGUUAAUGGCUAUGAUGGUGGGAGGAAGAGUUUCCUAAAUGGUGGAGAUGAAGAAGAAGAAGAAAUAGUUCAAGAAGAUGGCUGUGGGGGUUGUGAAGAAAUGGUUACUUGCGAGGAAGAUGGGAUUGAUUUGAGAGCUGAAGAGUUCAUUGCUAAAUUCUAUGCGCAAAUGAAACUGCAGAGACAGAUUUCAUAUUUGCAGUACAAUGAGACGCAAAAUAGAGAAACAGAUUAAUCGAUCGUCGUUCGUGAAGAAUUUUGCUUCGUCUGUUCUUAAUCAAGUUUCACUUCUCUUUCUUGGUACCGGCUUUUUUUUUUUCGCAGUUCUUAUGAUAUUAUUCCGGCAUUGUGGUAAUUACGAGAAAGCUUUCAACAGGGUUUGAUUGUUUACAAGUUAAUAAAUAAGGAAAUUCAGUUUUUGAUUCA
Messenger RNA from Juglans regia (Persian walnut), 963 nucleotides. RefSeq lists its product as uncharacterized. The coding region runs from base 215 to 772 and encodes 185 amino acids. NCBI's taxonomy places the organism in Eukaryota, Viridiplantae, Streptophyta, Magnoliopsida, Fagales, Juglandaceae. The transcript has a single exon. The record is from RefSeq and is a predicted model, not a curated record.